AUGUUGUCGGGCACUGUGUGGCGAACGCAAAUGCCGCGGCUAACCGGGAGCUCAACUAUAGCAGCUCAAGCGACGACUCCUCUCGUGGACAACGUCAUACUGAGAGCAUGUUACCGCCGGGCCGAUGCCUUGUCCCAGCAACUUCGCUCGAUUAGCGCACUUCCCAAUCGCCAGCAAUCCCUCCAAGCGCUCAAUUUUCCACCGUCCCGAAGCCGCAUCCGACUCCUCGCUGCUCAGGCUCCCCCGUCGUCGCUACUUCGACGUCAAAACCUGCAACGCAGUCAUAUUUUGGAUUCCACUCGAAGAUUCUCUCGUGGGACGUUCUUUCAUCGACAAACAGGACCCCUUUCCGAAGGUGGACCUAAGCCUGCAGAAAGCCGGCCAGAAACUCGGCCAGAAACUCAAGAUGAAGUCGAGGCUCAGGAUUUUAAGAAGAGCGACAAGGCAUCAAAGGCGGCGCAGGUCAAUCUCUCGGCAAAACUUUCGAAGGACGGCAGCACACAACAGAGCAAGGCUGGGAUGGGUGAGGUCUGGAGGCUUAUCAAAGUUGCUCGGCCCGAGCUGCGAUGGCUGGGCGUGGCCUUUGUCUUUCUCGUCAUUUCCUCCAGCGUCACGAUGUCGAUUCCCUUUUCCGUGGGUCGAAUCUUGGAUCUCGCCACCAAAGGAGACGUUGACGAUGUCCGCCUCUUUGGAUUUACAAUGAACCAGUUCUUCAUGGGGCUGGGAGCCGUCUUGACGCUGGGAGCAAUGGCCAACUUUGGACGCGUCAUCCUGCUUCGCAUUGUUGGCGAGCGGGUCGUUGCCCGGCUACGGUCUCAGUUGUAUCGCCGUACUUAUGUUCAGGACGCCGAAUUCUUCGACGCCAAUCGCGUGGGCGACCUGAUUUCACGGCUGAGCUCUGAUACCGUCAUUGUUGGCAAGUCUGUCACGCAGAACCUGAGCGACGGCCUCCGAGCCCUCUUUAGCGGUGGAGCCGGAUUCGCCAUCAUGGUGUGGACCAGCCCUCAACUCACGGGGCUUCUGCUUCUCAUGUUUCCUCCUAUUGCCAUCGGCGCCUUCUUCUACGGCCGAGCCAUCCGGAACGUGAGCAGGACGAUCCAGAAGAACUUAGGUACACUGACCAAGAUCGCGGAAGAGCGCCUUGGAAAUAUCAAAACUAGCCAAGCUUUCGUGGGCGAGGUGCAGGAGGUGAGCCGGUACAACAAGCAGAUCAGGCGGAUAUUUUGGCUCGGCAAGAAAGAGUCUCUGAUUGCUGCCACCUUCUUUGCAUCUACCGGUUGGGCUGGAAACAUGACCAUCCUGGCGAUGCUCAUCGUCGGGGGUAGCUUCGUGCGGUCAGGGUCCAUGUCACUUGGAGAGCUAACCUCAUUCAUGAUGUACACGGCGUUCGCAGGCUCCAGCCUCUUCGGUCUCUCCGGGUUUUACUCUGAACUCAUGAAGGGGGUAGGAGCAGCGAGCCGACUCUUCGAACUGCAGGACCGUCGACCGGGGAUCCAUCAGACCGUUGGCCGCCCGGUCCAAUCUGCUCAAGGCUCCAUCAGGUUCAGCGACGUUUGCUUUGCCUACCCCACUCGGCCGGCGGUCAACAUAUUCAACGGCCUCAACUUCGAAAUACCUUCGGGCAGCAACGUCUGCGUCGUUGGGCCGUCUGGCGGCGGCAAGUCGACGGUGGCCUCUCUGCUGCUGAGAUUCUACAACCCCACGUCCGGAUCCAUCACGAUUAACGGCGUUGACAUUUCGAGUAUGAAUGUCAAGUCGCUCAGGAGACGUAUCGGCAUGGUGUCGCAAGAACCAGUGCUGUUCUCGGGGACCAUUGCGGAGAAUAUCGCGUAUGGAAAGCCGACGGCGUCCCGGUUGGAGAUCAUCUCGGCGGCGAGAAGGGCCAACUGCAAUUUUAUCAGCGACCUUCCCGACGGCUUGGAGACUCAGGUCGGAGCGAGGGGGUCCCAGCUGUCCGGCGGGCAGAAGCAACGGAUCGCCAUCGCCCGAGCGCUGCUCAAGGACCCUGAUAUUCUGAUUCUCGACGAGGCGACAUCGGCACUUGACGCCGAAUCCGAGACGCUCGUGAACGAGGCUCUAGCGGGGCUGCUUCGGGGCCACAACACGACGAUAUCGAUUGCACAUCGGCUGUCGACGAUCAAGCGAUCUGAUAAAAUCAUUGUUCUCAACAGCGAGGGCAAAGUGGCCGAAAUAGGCAGCUACGUGCAGCUCGCAAGCGAUAGAGGGAGCGCCUUCAGCAAACUCAUGGAAUGGCAGAUGAGCGGAGGCGACAUUCCGGAGAAGUGGACGUCCGAAAUGCAGGCUCACAUCACCGAGGUUGACGAGUUGGAACAAGACCUGACGCAGGAGGAUGAAGGGCUAGAGAUCGAGGAUCCCGAAGCAACGGUGCUUGAGCCGUCACACGAUGAUGAGAAGCGCCCUUGA
Molecule: messenger RNA, 2424 nt
Organism: Drechmeria coniospora
Lineage: Eukaryota; Fungi; Ascomycota; Sordariomycetes; Hypocreales; Ophiocordycipitaceae
Exons: 1
Coding region: 1-2424 (807 amino acids)
Biological process (GO): transmembrane transport
Cellular component (GO): membrane
Molecular function (GO): ABC-type oligopeptide transporter activity; ATP hydrolysis activity; ATP binding
Source: RefSeq, a predicted model, not a curated record